AUGGACUAUGAAGCACCAGCAGCGGUAGUACAGAGCUUCAGUGCUGCUCUUGCUGACCCUGCUCUUCAAGGAACUUCUCUUCCAUGGGGCAAGCACAAUCUCCAGGUUCUAAGACCCCAUCAUCUAACAACAGAAGAGCCCCUAACCUUCCAUUUGAUCCAGAUCUCCUCCUUUGCCAACCACAGCUGGGCACACACCCAGGGUUCAGGCUGGCUGGGUGAACUGCAGACUCAUCGCUGGAAUGGUGUUUUGGGCACUAUCCAAUUUCUGUGGCCCUGGUCCCGUGGUAACUUUAGCAAGGAAGAGUUGAAGAACCUCCAGGCACUAUUGCAGCUGUACUUGCAUGCCUUCCCUCGGGUGGUGCAGGCCUUUGCCAGUCAGUUUCAGUUUGAAUAUCCCUUUGAGAUCCAGAUAUCAUUUGGCUGUAGAAUGCAUGCUGGGAAGGCCUCAGGAAGCUUCUUAAAUGGGGCAUAUCAAGGAUCUGAUUUCUUGAGUUUCCAAGGAAAUUCCUGGAAGCCAUCUUCAGGAGCAGGGAGUCAGGCUCAGAAUGUCUGUAACGUGCUCAAUCACUAUAGAGUUAUUAAAGAAAUUGUGCAGAUCCUUCUCAGUGACACUUGUCCUCGAUUUCUGUCAGAUCUCCUUGAAGCAGGGAAGGCAGAACUGGAACGACAAGAGAAGCCAGAGGCUUGGGUGUCUAAAGGCCACAGCCCUGAGCCUGGUCAUCUGCUGCUGGUGUGCCACGUCUCUGGCUUUCACCCAAAACCUGUGUGGGUGAUGUGGAUGCGGGGUGAACAGGAGCAGCGGAGCACUCAACAAGGUGACAUCAUGCCCAAUGCUGAUGGGACAUGGUAUCUCCGAGUAACCCUGGAUGUGGCAGCUGGAGAGGUGGCUGGCUUGGCUUGUCGAGUGAAACACAGCAGUCUAGAAGGCCAUGAUAUAAUCAUCCACUUGGAUGGAUACUCCAUCCUCCUGAUAUUGAUCUGCUUGACUGUAAUAGUUACCUGGGUCAUGUUGGCCAUGGUUGGCUCAUGGUUUAAAAAACGGAGCUCAAAUCAGAAUAUCUGCUCUCCUUAUGUACCCAGCCCUGCCUUUUCCACAGAAGUCAACACCCAAGACUCCAGGAAUUCAGGAAAUCACCUCUGCUUGGUAAAGAAAUCAUGGCUCAAAAGCAGAUUCUUGAAGAAAUGGAAAACAAGCCUAAACCAACUCUGAUGACAUUUGUUUUACCUUGUACAUAAAAUUCUUGUCUGCUUCUUCUUAAACAGGGUGCAUACCAAUAAGCAAAACGUGAUUUUGUUAAAAUAGCUUAUUCUGUAAAGAGAUUCUAACUCCUUUGAAAAUCUGUCCCCCAACCCCAUCUUCCAGCAAUCUCUCUUCUGCUUUGGCCACAUGUUCCCCACUAUUAAUCUUUCAUACUCCGUUUCAUACACUUAUUUCUCCCCUGGAUUGCUCAAUUGAAAUCGCUUAUGUUCUCUUCAGAUCUUCCUAAAUACAGUCAUCUCUUCCUACUCUAAACAGUAGUUUAGGUUUUUGCUCUUCUUCUUCUACUUCUUCUUCUUUUUUUAAAUCUCAAUUUCUU
Molecule: messenger RNA, 1579 nt
Organism: Pteropus alecto (black flying fox)
Lineage: Eukaryota; Metazoa; Chordata; Mammalia; Chiroptera; Pteropodidae
Product: T-cell surface glycoprotein CD1e, membrane-associated
Exons: 7
Coding region: 1-1212 (403 amino acids)
Biological process (GO): positive regulation of T cell mediated cytotoxicity; antigen processing and presentation, exogenous lipid antigen via MHC class Ib; antigen processing and presentation, endogenous lipid antigen via MHC class Ib
Cellular component (GO): external side of plasma membrane
Molecular function (GO): exogenous lipid antigen binding; lipopeptide binding; endogenous lipid antigen binding
Source: RefSeq, a predicted model, not a curated record